Suillus paluster is the source of this 1674-nucleotide messenger RNA. RefSeq lists its product as uncharacterized. Bases 1 to 1674 code for a protein of 557 amino acids. The record is from RefSeq and is a predicted model, not a curated record. Lineage: Eukaryota; Fungi; Basidiomycota; Agaricomycetes; Boletales; Suillaceae. The transcript has 12 exons.
AUGUCUUCACGUCAUCGUCCUGGCGCAUCAUCAAGCUCUUCUGAUCCCCCGGACUUGGAUGCAAUGAAACAUGAAGAUUCGAAAACGGAUGACACAGAGCUGUACCAAAAUGCGGGCAGGAAGGCUUCGAGCCUUCUGGAUACAUUCGGUGUACCCUCUGCAGCCUUCAAGACUGGUCUUCAAUUUGACCGAGGUGGUAAGCGUGAUCUGAAACAAUCUAACGACGUCACUGAUCGGCAUUUGUUAUUGUAUAAUGGCAUCAUCAACUACAUUCCUGGUCUCGAGAGUGAGCUCGACGACAUAUCGAGCAAAAAACUCAACAUGAUCAUUGCAAUGGUAUCGAAGGGUAUGAGCGAUGGCAGAUCUGCGGAUCUGAGCUCCAUCAAGCACAAUUGCCUGCAAUACAUUGGCCUGAAUAUGUAUAGUAAGGCCAAUGCUCUUGACCCACCAAUUCCAGAAGUCGAGGAUAAGUCAAUGCGUGGGCUCAAUCACCCGCAGUUGGCCCAUUUGCUUUGCCCUCGGAAGAAAUUGGAUUGGUUUGACGAGGACCCUGAUUCUGCUAUGGCUGCUUUGCAAGCUGGCGAAAUAACGAUGACAGCAUACAAUUGGCCUAUCAAAACCGUCAAAAAAUCGUGUGUGGGGCUAACAGCUGUUAACAAAUACAUCAUCGCAUACAUUCAUGUCAUCACAUAUUUUACCAUCAGCAGUGCUCAGCACCGGAUUCGGUAUAUUGGCGACAUGGACUUGGACAAGCUCCUCUGGGCUAUUGUUGAAAUGCUAGAUGACGACGAGGAUCCAUGGGUCAAAGAUACUCUCACAUGGUGGAACAGGCACCUCAAACCAACCAAAGAAAACUCAAACUUGGCCAAGCUCAUGCAAAAGGAAAGUGAGAACAACAUUGCUCAGAUUUGUGCUCAGCGAGCUGCACACCAUUCUGCAUUAGUGCCAUCGCAUCCGGUCAACCCUAGCAAUACUCAAGAUCCCUCAAUGAGUGGCAAGCACACCCGCCCUGCAGAGCACCAUGACAAAGAGGAUAUCCCACCUUGCAGCACCAUGGCCAAAGUCAACCCACCCCUGACUGGAUGGGCAACAGUUCCCACCUACCAAGUCCCUGCCCCAUGUCACCCUGAGUUUGAUGCUCAGGACCAUACCCCACCACCUCACAAACUCAAAUCCAAGUGUCUGGUCUCUGACGCUAUCGAUUAUGAGCAGGAAGCACUACCCCCAAAAUUCAAAGCUCAGUACUCUACUGAGGCGACCGGCUAUGAUGUGGCUCCAGCUUCAAUGCAAGCAGGCCGACCUACACUGGAUUGUGAUGGAGAGGAACAGCAAUCUCGACCGUGCAAGCAACAGCAUCCUGCGACCUCUGUUCACCAUGAUGACGAGGAUCAGCCUCCAUGCCCGAAGCCAAAACCCAAGCCAAAACCUCGUCACACUGCUCACGAGCACGAGGAUUCAAUAAGCAAGCUCGUGACUGAGCAGUUGGGUAUGACUGGGUCCUGGCCAGCACCAGCGCCGAGUCCACACCCCUCAUCCCAACUGUCUGAUCUGACUGACUAUGACUUCCCCCCAGAAGCUGCAAACCUUUUUGAUGCCCCCCUUGCUCCCUCGAAGCAAAAAGGAAAGAAGAAAGCCAUCACGGCUCUAGAUGCCCCUCGAAGAACCUCUGGUUGA